UUCCCAUCCACCACCCCCAAAAAACCACAAAACAUCGUGUAAGCCGUCGUCUUGCGCUCCAUUCGUGAGCUCAUGCUUACCCCCAGUUUUUGUGCUCUUGCUGCUUUUCCUUGACCCGUUCUUUGCUUCCGUCAACCCUCAAAAUACGCCAUGUCUUUUGCUAAACGAUUCGUUUCCACCGCUAGCACAAUGUCCCAAGUCUACUUUGACAUCGCCAUCAACAACGCCCCCGCCGGCCGAAUCACCUUCAAGCUCUUCGACGACGUCGUCCCCAAGACCGCCGAGAACUUCAGGCAGCUCUGUACCGGCGCCAAGGGCUUCGGUUACGCCGGCUCUGGCUUCCACCGAGUCAUCCCCCAGUUCAUGCUCCAGGGUGGUGACUUCACCAACCACAACGGUACCGGUGGCAAGUCCAUCUACGGCGCCAAGUUCGCCGACGAGAACUUCAAGCUCCGUCACGACCGCCCCUUCCUCCUCUCCAUGGCCAACGCCGGCCCCGGUACCAACGGUUCCCAGUUCUUCAUCACCACCGUUGUCACCUCUUGGUUGGACGGCAAGCACGUCGUCUUCGGUGAGGUCACCCAGGGCCAGGACCUCGUCAAGCAGAUCGAGGGCCUCGGUUCCGACUCUGGCAAGCCCAAGGCCAAGGUCACCAUCUCCGCUUCCGGUACCGUCUAAGCUUCUCACAGCUUUUGGCAUGAACUUGUGAAAGCAAGAUGAAAGGAGUGAAUAAGCAAGAAAGAGUAAAGAAGGUGUUUUCAGGUGUAUGAAUCUUUGUGUUCUGCCCCC
This is a messenger RNA of Cryptococcus amylolentus CBS 6039, 789 nucleotides long. Its product is annotated as peptidyl-prolyl cis-trans isomerase. Bases 151 to 678 code for a protein of 175 amino acids. Gene Ontology annotation, molecular function: peptidyl-prolyl cis-trans isomerase activity. The record is from RefSeq and is a predicted model, not a curated record. Lineage: Eukaryota; Fungi; Basidiomycota; Tremellomycetes; Tremellales; Cryptococcaceae. Gene Ontology annotation, biological process: protein peptidyl-prolyl isomerization; protein folding. The transcript is spliced from 6 exons.